Molecule: messenger RNA, 6294 nt
Organism: Phymastichus coffea
Lineage: Eukaryota; Metazoa; Arthropoda; Insecta; Hymenoptera; Eulophidae
Gene: wake
Product: ankyrin repeat and fibronectin type-III domain-containing protein 1
Biological process (GO): establishment of mitotic spindle orientation; signal transduction; regulation of establishment of bipolar cell polarity
Cellular component (GO): spindle
Molecular function (GO): protein binding
Source: RefSeq, a predicted model, not a curated record
UUGGCGACGCUUAUACUGCUGUGCUUUCUCUCGAUCUCUCUCUCUCUCUCUCUCUCCUCUCUCUCUCUCUCUCUCCUCUCUUUCUCUCUCUCUCUCCCUCUCUCCCUCUCUCCCUCUCUCCCUCUCGGUUCCUCUAUCUCUCGAGGGGCCGUACGUUUGUUCGACAUUUUCUCUCCCCUUCUGCUCUUUUCUCUUUCGCUCCACCUAUAGGCCUCUUCAUUUUAUCCUUCUUUUAUUUUAUUGAAAUUUUCCGCUCCACUGUUGUACUCGUUAUACAAUUUCUUUUGAUUUCUCAAUUCCCAUAUAAUCGCGAGUGCAUUCUUGCAUAAUUCUUAAUCUAACCUACGUCAUUCAAUUAACAAGGAUAUCUUUUAUAAUGACUCGAGUGAGCCCAACAGAAAUGGACUUGGCUGAAAAAUAUGUACCUUACAUGUGGCGGAGGUGCGCCUAGGCGAUAAGGAGGAUGUCGAGCAGCGACAAGACGACUCCGGGUCUGACGAUCGAUCGAGCCGCCUUUCUGCUGCUGAGAGUGAAGAAAGCGUUCAGAAAGAAGAAACAGGAGCGCAAAGAUAAGAGCGGGCCCGCGCCGGAAUGCAACAAGCCCGAGAAGAAACCCGCGGUCCGCGGGGCCGGCGGCCGGCCGGCGCCACUGCUGCGCUCGAGGACGCUGCCGGCCAUCGUGGCGCCCGGCCUGAACAUCCUGCAGGUGCAGCUGGACGCCCGCUACCCCCGUAAGCCCCCCGCCGGCCUGCUCGAGCCCGGGGACGACGCGGACGCGCCGGGCCGCGCCAAGCGCGACAGCAGCGUCUCGCACUGCGGCAGGCUCCUCGCGCCGAGGAUAUCCUUCACCGACGACGGCCUGGGGGAGCGUCGGGUCUCGGACACCGGGCCGAGCUGCCCGCGGCAGAGCGCCUUCAGGGAGGCGUCCGCGCGGUCCACGGGCAAGCUGAACAGCUGCGGCUUCGCGGGCUCGCAGCCGCUGACCAAGCUCGCCCGGCUGCUCAACCAGAGGCCCAGCUUCGUGCCGCCCGGCGACGACGUCCCGCGGCGCCUCUCCUGGGAAAGGAGGGAGCGCGCCAGCAGUAGCUCCUGCCUGCCCCGCAGCGGCAGCAUCGACAGCGUGGCCGAGUGGAGCUCGCUGGCGCUCGACGGCGGCGCGGCCCCGCCCCCGGUCGCCGACGUGGCCCUCCUCGGCGCCCGCAGGCUCGGCGAGCAGCCCGCGCAGAAGCGCAGCUCCAGCCCCCUGCUCGGCUCGCGCUCGGACAGGCUGAGCCUCGCGUCGCCCGGCGCAGGGCGCAAGAUCAAGGGCCAACGCACCGUGCUGGAAUCACAGUCGUCACAAGCAAUGGAAUUUUUGGAAGGCCUUGGUAGAAGAAAAGCACUUCAAAGAAAUUUGUAUCAGCAUGGCAAAUUAUCAUCUGUAAACGCUAAUUCCAUUACGAUCCAAUCAUCUUGCGAUAUACAUUUGCAUGUUCUAUUUACAGCUAUUGAACAAGGACAUAUAGAUCGGGUGAAAGGUAUCUUGGAGUCGACCGAGAUCGAAAUUAACAGUUUGAACGCCGAUGGUCUCUCGACGCUAGACGUAGCGGUGCUGAACAACAAUCGACAGUUGACCAAAAUGCUUAUCACCUUUGGAGCGCAAGAAGGGAAUCAAUGUAAGUCAAUCUACCUGCGAUUUGUCGAUCCUACAUCUCAUUGUACUGCCAAUUAUACUGCGAAAAAAAUAGUCAAAUCGCCGGAAGGUCUGAAAAGUCACUUGACUAUGCUGCUGGCGGAGGCCGAGCGACGUCUGCAAGAAGUCGGUGGCCAGGUAACUUGCCCUGGUUUUAGCGGCACGCCCUUGUUAGAGCCGUCUUCGAGUCACUCCCACAGAGGUAGCUUUUCGUCCCAACACGCCAACCUUGCCGGUUGCGGGGGUAGCGCCGAGGAGAAGCAACUCGCGUCGUGGGAGCGGAGAGCGAGAGCGCUCAAGAAGAUGCUCGUGAUUUUGGAGCAAAUGGGUCUUCCAGAUGCGCCGGUGCUCGUGACGGUCGAUGUUACCGGCACCACAAGCGUUACCGUCAAAUUUCACGAAUCGGAUGUCGCCGAGUCCCCGCUGUGCACGAAAUUCAAGCUGGAGUGGAGUCUUACCGAAGAUUUUUCCGAGGUGUGCGGAGAAGAAGUUGUGCUGGACAUGAAACUGAGGCAAUGCCGCGUCGAUAAUCUCGCGCACGGACGUAAAUAUUUUUUCCGGGCUGCGACGGGCAACGCCAAAGGCUACAGUCAAUUCAAGCCGACCACUCCAACUUAUAUCAUUCCAAGCAGUUGGAGGGACGUAGACGGACGCACAGCUCGAUUCGAUGGUCGAUUAGAGCAGCUGGAGCAGUUACUUCGCGACGUGCGAGGCGCAGAGUUCUGCCUGGAAGGCCCGGCUCUGCAGCGGAGAAACCACAAGAAGAAGACGACCAUCAAACAGCUGUUUACCGCGAGCAGCAAAUUUCAGAAGAACUUGCGCCGCGGCGUAUUCCUCAGCUGCAUACUGUACCACGAGGACAGAGUACUGGUGACGAACGAGGAUUUCCUGCCGGUGAUUGAGAUCGAUGAAACGUACCCAAGCCUUAUCCAGCAGGAUUUUCACUGGCUGAUGAAGGUUGCUUGCUCGUGGGACGACGUCAAGUGCCUAAAGCAAGAUAUGGAGAAGAGUCAGGGCAGCUCAACGAACCACUUUCGGAUAAAAAUGUUACAGGCGGCUAGUCAAAUGCAGGCGGCGCUUUGCAUCCAAGACCUCGGCCAGUUCUACCACAAGCCCAUCAGAGACGUGCAAGGAACGCUGGUACUGUCGAGUGUCAAUCACGUGAGGUCCUCCAAGUUGGUGUCGCUACUGAACAGCAAAUGGUUGCCAAUGAGCAAAGUCGGCAAGAAGCUGAGCGUGCACGAGGAAAGCAACGUAGCCGACAUCCUGAUGGCGAGCGUUCAGGAGCAGGUGCGGUAUCACCAGGCGAGCGGGCUCAAACUGAGCAGGGGCCUGUACCUAGGCUAUCUGAAGCUGCAGAGCAGCGUGGACUCGAUACGCGUGGUGGUGCCGGCCAAGUCGCCAAAUGUCCUGCCUCACUGCAAAGUGCGCGACAACCCGCAUGUGUCAGCCGACGAGUGGCAGCACCUACGUCGACUGGGCCGCCGCGAGGCCACGGAGCAGGCCUCGGAGCAGCAGAGCGCAUUUGCGGACGCGCUGGCUGGUGCGGCCAGGCGGCUGUUCGGUUACAUGGACAUGGGCGCGGACGAGCCACUGAGCCACCGCAUCUACUCGGCUGAGGUGGUGGAGCUGAGCGCGGAGGUGUCGCUGCUGGUGAUGGUGCCACCGUCCGAGAGUGCCUGCUCGCCACCAGGCAGCAACCGCGAGCUGCUGCUCAAGCGCACCGAUAUACUCUGCUUGCCCAUUCAAGUCUUCGAGAUGAUCCAUCUGGGCACCUACCAGCGCGAGCUCAGUAGUCGCUACUUUCGGUUGAGCUGUAUCCUGGAGUUGGACACUGCGCGUGCGCAACACAGCCACCGCGAAGCCUUCAGCGCCUCCGAGCUGAGUGUGGCGCGCGAGCGGCUGGACCGAUUGAAGGACGUGCAGGCGCGGGCCAACGCCGCCUGGAAGGCGGCGCGUUGGCUCGUCGACCUCAUUACCUUCGCCCGCGACAAGACAAGCGCCGGUGCGAGUGUACGCUACCUGGCCAGUUCGGAACGCCAGAGCGGCAGUCUGAAACGCAGUCUGCUGCAGCUGCCACCGCGCGAUCCCAAGCUGGUGAAGGCGAGCCCCGGACGCGGCAGCUGGCCCGGACCCACGGCAGGCGCAGAUACAACCGGCGGCACUGGCCUCGGCCUACUGGGCGCCGAGUCGCUAAGCAAAAGCGAGCAACAGCUGCCGUUGGCCGAGUCAGCAGCGGCCUCGCGCCGGGCUAGUGGCACUUCGCAGAAUUCCACGGCCUCGGAAUCGGGUCGAGCCGCCAGCGCAUCGGGCUCCCGGCGUGGUCCAGCCGCUGCCCCUGGCUCCCGGUUGCCACCCUCCCGCUCUGAGGAUGUGCUCGCGCCCGGGAGGGCGCGACACGCUGAGCAUCCGAACGCUUCGGUUUCUGCUGCCAGCAGUCCGCUGCUCGGCCUGCAGCCUGUGGCACGUAGUGCCAGUGGCGCCACCUCCGGUAGCGCGUUGUCUGUGAGCAGUGAUGAGUGGCCGCCGAGCCGGCGGCCCGCGGCCAGCUUGGCUGCGCGGCCCGAGGCGGAAGGUCCACGCGAGGAAGGCGCGCCUCCGCCCGGCAUCCUGCAGGUAUUCGCCGCCUACGAGACGGGCUUGGCCUCGGGCACCAGCCUUAAAUUGCACGUCACACCGCGUACAACAGCGCGUGAGGUAGUCGACCUGGUGGUGCGCCAGCUCAACAUGGCCGUGCUGCUGAAGGGCCUCGAGGGCCCGGUUUACGCGCCCGACGAGCUGGUCAACUUUUGCCUGGUGGCCGUGAUCGGGGCGCGCGAGCGCUGCUUGCGCGACGACUUCAAACCGCUGCAGCUGCAGAACCCCUGGAAGAAGGGCCGGCUGUACGUGCGCCAGAAGCAGGAUGUGUUAGCUGCCCUCGAGCACAGCAGCAAGCACUCGGCCUACCUCUAAUGCUUCGUCAGCGCCAGUCUUCCUGUUGCAGAGAUCACGGCUGCUCGUGCGCCAACGUUGUAUACACGGAUAGUUGCACUAUUUUUCGAAUGUUAGAUACUUUCCUAUGCGUUUACAAAUAUCGAUUAAGUAGCUUAAGUAGACUGUUGCUCGUUUGAUUGAAAGCAAUCGAUUCGCAUACGUCGACGUUGUUUCGGUGUGUAAGGUAUGUUAUCUUACCGGACUAGCUGUGGAUGUUUGAUAGCGCCUUUUUCGCGCUUUUACGGUAGCGACUGCGACCCAAACUACCAAUCACUAUGAUUAUUGUUUUCUAUAUUUAUUUAAAGACAUUAAAGUCUGAACUAAGAUGUUAACGGAGUAGUAGUGUUCAGGAUGUGAGCUAUUCACCAAUGUUGAUAAAAAUCGAGACAACGUUUAUUACGAGGAUAGUAAUUAUUACGUUAACAAGAUCAUUGUAUAGAGUUGAAACUUGGACUUCCAAUUGUAUGAUUCUGUAAAGAUGACAAUGUCGUCAGAGCUUCUCUAUUCGAUAAUACUCAAUUGUGACACCAAAUAAUCGCUAAGCAAUCUACAAGUAGAAAGUAUUUAGGUCGUUAAGGAUCAGGAUUAGAGGAAUUUUGUGCACUGGACACAACGAAAGUUACAAGUACGAUUCGAACAAUCGAGUUGGCAAGAAACUAUAAUCCGUUGAAUCUUUAUUUCACGAGGGACCAUUGUAACUCCAAGUAAUUGCCAAAGAUAUUAAGCACUCAGCAGUGAAUCGGUAAUGACUUUACUUUCGCGUAUUCCCAAGAGCCCGAGAGAUAUCUGUAGUAAACUGAAGCAGAGACCAUUUGUCACGGCUUCUCCCCAGGUAAAGCCGCGACAAAUGUUGACCAAUUCGGUAUGCUGUAUGACAUCGGGGUCAUGAAAGUUGUUUAUUUGUGAUGUGUCCAAUGGUUUUUAUAGUUGUCAAAUUUAUACACAAGGCUUUUAUGGGUUAACCGCCUUAUAAUCUCGUAAUAUUCUUAUAGAAAAUACGCAUUAAACUAAUUUAGAAGCUUUUAGGUGAUUGACGCUUUAUUGAGCGACGGUGAGAUAUUUUUUCAAACUGAAUUCCGGAAGGCACUUUAACAUAAGACUAGGCGAUUGUAAAGUAGUUUAAGCACGUGUCAAGUCCAACAAAUAACUCGGGCAAGCAGCGCGCAACCCUUUGACAUAUAUUUGGACAAUUAACCGUAUUCAAACCAAAGCUGUCGACGACGAGAUUGUUGUUUGUGCGUUGUCACGAAUCGCGCAAUUACGAAGAAAUCUUCUAAAAUUUUCUAAGUGUUUGUCGAUGUCUGAAUACGAGGUCUUGCGCAAUCUAUACAGAAUCUAUAAUAGUGUUCUAAUAUGUGUUUUAUCGAAGGAGCGACUAAUUAUUUGUUGACAAACUGCAAGUUGAGCAAUGGAUUCUAUGUAAUUUUAAGUGGAUGUCUUUCACAGUAGCAGUUAAGAGAUAAAUAUUUAUUAUUUAAUUCCGGCCAAGUUGUGUAAUAGUAUCAACUGUUAGUCAAUCAGAUUCGAUGUUUAUAUUAUAAAACAAUAUCUAUGGGAACACCAAUUUCUAUUUUUAUUUGACACGUUUACGUGAGAAAUACUUCAAAAUAAAAGUGGCCAUCAAAUAACAAUUAUUGCCUUUCAUUUUC